UAAACUAUGUCUUUAAUUUUUAUGAUUUCUCUGCAGCAAUGGAAGCCGGUGGUCAGACAUACUCUGUUCUCGUGAACACCGAAGUUCGUGAUAAGAUGAUGAAAGAAAUCAAUCUGCUCUCGGAAGUCUUCUCGGUGUCAAAGUCUGAUGCAACCGUGAUCCUAGUCCGUCUCCGUUGGAACUCGUUCAAGGCUUCAGAUCUUCUUGUUGACAACAAGGAUAAGUUUCUGGCGGAGCUAGGGCUUGCUCGAGUUCCUAAUUCCAACUCUUCAGGUCGUGAGACGACGACCCUUCCUGAUGGUGAUGGAGAUUACUUAGUCUCCACGCCUUUUUGCUCACACAAGUUUUCAACAACUUGCUGGAGUGAAUAUCUCAACGAUGCUCUGGUGAAGACCAAGAAGGAGACAGGACUCAUCAUCUCUUGCCUUAGCCAAGGCUGCGUCGCCUCUGUUGGACCCGAUACCAUCGAGAAACUGACUAACCCAGUGAAGGAGAUGUACGAGGGAUGGCUUCUUGAAUCCUACAUGGAGUGCCAUAAGGCAACCAUCCAAUGGUGUCCUGCACCGGGUUGUGAAUACGCCAUACUGCUUAAGAAUGAUACUUAUGAAGUUGAUUUCGGUGUGGUCUGUUUGUGUGGCCACACCUUCUGUUGGAAGUGUGGCCUUGAGUCACACCGCCCGGUGGCCUGCGAGCAAGCAUCAGUUUGGUUGACGGACCUUUUGGAUCAGUCAAGGACCGUUGCUUGGAUCCAUGCAAACACCAAACGUUGUCCCAACUGCAGAAUUCUUGUGCAGAAGAAUGAGGAUCCUGAUUACAAGAUAAUGGACUGUAUCUGCAGUUAUAGAUUCUGUUGGGUCUGCUUACGCACGGCGGAAGAGCAUUACGGGAACUGGAGUUGUGUUCCAGUGGCUGGUCCAGUGGGGGAAACUUUUUCACGUGAACUCAUUCAGAUCUUCCGCCUGAAUCUCUGGGAUGCACGCCAUCAGGAAAUGGAGAAUGCUAAAUCCAAUCAGAGAUUCGUAGAGGAAGACCGCAUUCCGAAACUAGUGGAGAGAUGCGGAGUGAGCGAGCUGGACAUAAGGACACUAAAGGAAGCAGAGAUGCUAAUUGUGCAGUGCAGGCAGGUACUGAAGUGGUGUUGUGUGUUUGGAUACUUCAUGACGGAGGAUUACGGAAGCACGAAGAUGCAUUACCUGGGACACCAACGAGAUCUAGCGAGCAUAAUGGUUUGGAAUCACGAAAUGACUCGACGUUGGGUUAUAGAGAAAGCCCUCGACGAAAGAAACUUCACUUGCUUAAAGCACAAGUUGGAAACAAGUACAACAAACACUGGUAAUCACUUCGAUGGAUUCGUCAAGGAUCUUGAAGAAGGAAUGCCAGAUGUGUAUGUGGAUGGACCCAUCAUUCGCUGGGAAUGCAGUAAGUGCUCGGUUAAAAACAAAGAUGUUGAUAAAGAGUGCCAGUUGUGCUAUGCCCCUCGGGAGUCUCCGGAAUCUUCUCAUGUGCCAGCUCCUGAUGACCUUGGAAAAAUGGAUUGAGACUGAGGUGAUGGAGUAAAAAACAUGUCUUAUCAGUGAUUGAUGAUGCUGCUGGUUUCGUUUUAUGUUUUCUUGUGUCGUUGUUUUGGGUUUUAAGAGUCUCUCCUUUGUUUGUCCUCCAUCAUCGUAUUUGGUUUAAGAGUCUUGUUGCAUUUGUCUUUUUUAAGUCUUUCGUUGUUGUUGUUGUCGUCG
Camelina sativa (false flax) is the source of this 1730-nucleotide messenger RNA. Its product is annotated as putative E3 ubiquitin-protein ligase ARI16. NCBI's taxonomy places the organism in Eukaryota, Viridiplantae, Streptophyta, Magnoliopsida, Brassicales, Brassicaceae. Gene Ontology annotation, molecular function: ubiquitin-protein transferase activity; zinc ion binding. The record is from RefSeq and is a predicted model, not a curated record. Gene Ontology annotation, biological process: protein ubiquitination.